AUGAAUAUUCUUUAUUAACGCAUAUACAAUUAGUUCUCAAUUAUUGGUCCCUCAAAUUUAACUCAACAAUUCCAAGACAUCUAACCAGACACAGAACAUAUAACCAACAUUAUUGUCGUUGUAGGCACUCAUGAAUGUAAGAAAAAAGCACAUCAUUUAAGAAUCAAUGAAUAACUCCUCCUGAAAAUAGAAAAAGAUUCUACCAAACCUCCCAUUACAGAUUUAUCAUUCUACUACUUAGAUGUUCAUGAGUCUAAUUUAUAGUUGAAUAUCGACUAUAAUAUCUGCACUAUCUAAGAAGACGAUUCAAAAUGGCAUUAUUAGAAUGGCAAUUUAGAUUUUACCUAUGAUCUCUCCAAUGUAUUCGGUUACCAAACCAACAAUAAAACAGCCUUAGUACUCUGUUAUNUUUUGUCUGGAUCUUUUGAAAUUUACAAUCUCACUGGAACAGAGGUGCUAAUCUCUAUUAGUAUAUUGAAUUUGUACAUCUAUUAUCAGUAAUACUUGUGGAGUCCCAGCAAGUAGGGACUAGCCUAAUUUGAGAAUCUGAAUCAGAAUGUCAUGAUCAGUAAUAGGGAUUAUGAUGAAAUCGAAAUUGAAAAUAUCUAUGUCAAUUAAGAGAAUGUUGUGGAUGAGAAGUUUUAGGUCCAAGAAGAGAAGGGAAUGUUGGUUGAAUGA
Molecule: messenger RNA, 678 nt
Organism: Paramecium octaurelia
Lineage: Eukaryota; Ciliophora; Oligohymenophorea; Peniculida; Parameciidae
Source: the annotation of a GenBank genome assembly